Molecule: messenger RNA, 1609 nt
Organism: Stegastes partitus (bicolor damselfish)
Lineage: Eukaryota; Metazoa; Chordata; Actinopteri; Pomacentridae
Gene: c1qbp
Product: complement component 1, q subcomponent binding protein
Exons: 6
Coding region: 136-996 (286 amino acids)
Biological process (GO): cytosolic ribosome assembly
Cellular component (GO): mitochondrial matrix
Source: RefSeq, a predicted model, not a curated record
GGUAGGUCAAUGUGUCCUUCCACACGUGUUUGUCUGUAACGUCUGGAAGCAGCAGUAAGUGGGAGACUCGCACUUUGCUGUGUGUCGGGAAACUAAUUUAUUCUGUUACGGUAAUCUUAAUUAUUUCAUACAGUCAUGCUAAAGUCAGUAGUUCGUGCGGUGGGGACCGCUGUCCGCUUCUCUUCGGCCACCACCUCCACAGCCCGAGCUCUGCCGCUCGGCUGCCCGACGCUGCGCUCUCCUAGCCCGGCAAUAACUCGGCCCUUCACCCGGUCCCUGUGGAUGCUGAACAACAACUCGUCAGGAUACAGACCCAAACUGUUCACCUCCAAGGUUCUGUGCCCGUCGGUGUCGUGUGGAUGUGGAGGACUGCACACAGAAGGUGACAAAGCGUUUGGAGACUUUCUGUCUGAUGAAAUCAAAGAAGAGAAGAAAAUCCAGAAAGGCAAAACUCUUCCCAAGAUGUCUGGGGGAUGGGAGCUGGAGAUGAACGGCACAGAAGCUAAGCUCUCAAGAAAUGUUUCUGGAGAAAAAAUCACGAUCACAUUCAACAUCAACAACAGCAUUCCUCCUAACUUUGAGGAGGAACCAGAGCAGGGACAGCAGAAAUCAGCAGAAGAAGAGCCAGAAAUUGUUUCGACGCCCAACUUUGUUGUUGAAGUAACAAAACAGGCCGCCAAACAUUCCCUGGUGUUCGACUGCCACUUCCCUGAAGACGAGAUGAGUCACGGAGAAGGCGAAGAGGAGAGCGAUAUCUUUGCCAUUCGGGAGGUCAGCUUCCAGCCAGAGGGAGACUCAGAGUGGAAGGAGACCAGCUACACACUCAACACAGACUCUCUGGACUGGGCGCUGUACGACCACCUGAUGGACUUCCUGGCCGACCGCGGGGUCGACAACACCUUCGCAGAUGAGCUGAUCGAGCUGAGCACCGCCGUGGAGCAUCAAGAAUACAUCAAGUUCCUGGAAGACCUCCAAGGCUUUGUCAAAUGUAAUUAAUUUAGACACCAGCUUCAUUUCUACCAUUCUUCAACAGGCACCCAUGCAAAGUUGAAGGUACGGCGAUACAGUAACUGACGAAAGCACUGAGUGAUUUAUCCAUGUACGUUCGGCGCCACAAAGGGACCGAAGACUCGCUUCAGUUGUCACAUUAAUACUUGGCUGCAAAUGUGUUCUCUUUGUCAAGAUGUGACUUUAUUUUUCUGUAAGUUAAGCGAGAUAGUUUAAAUUAUAUUAUACAUACACACAAAAGCCGCAAAUAAUGAAGAUCAUAACGAUGUGCAGAAAUCACGAUGAUCAGAAACGUCCCUCUGUUUUAGAGCUCCGGUCUCGGCUCCAGUGGUUAUUUAUUAAUGUUCCAACUGUUCUCGAGCCAAAAUUUAUCAAGAUGUGAAAUCAAAACAAAAAUCCCAGUCAAAAGCAGUCCUCACUUGAGGCUGAUUUCGCAUCUUAACAGAACUGUUCUGAGUCUUACUUGUGGCGGCUCGGCAGGAGAGUUCAUGCUGACUGAUGCUGAUGUCAGACGGUGAUACAUGAAGUGUGAAUUUGAACGGCACAGCGAGGUCAGAGGAUGGAAGGUCAAUGUCUAAUAAAACAGUUUGAUAUCAGAAGA